Columba livia (rock pigeon) is the source of this 7602-nucleotide messenger RNA. RefSeq names its product phosphatidylinositol glycan anchor biosynthesis class O (gene PIGO). The record is from RefSeq and is a predicted model, not a curated record. Gene Ontology annotation, biological process: GPI anchor biosynthetic process. Gene Ontology annotation, molecular function: mannose-ethanolamine phosphotransferase activity. The transcript has 11 exons. Lineage: Eukaryota; Metazoa; Chordata; Aves; Columbiformes; Columbidae. Gene Ontology annotation, cellular component: endoplasmic reticulum membrane. The coding region runs from base 297 to 3563 and encodes 1088 amino acids.
AUCAUCCCUUUGCUCUCCCAGUAGCUGCCAUUGCGGUGUGUGAUGGCGGAUUCUCUACAGCAUGCUCGUCGUAGCGCGCACAGCAGGGAGAGGAACGCCUCAGGCGGUUGGUUAAUUAGUUAAUUAAAACAACCCCUCGGCCGAGCUGGGGACGCUCUCGGUCCGCCCUCCCCCUUGGGGAGCUCGGCGCCUCCGGGCCGCCAGGGGGCGCUGCCGCUGCCCGCCGCUCCCUGCGCCGCCGCUCUCGGGCGCUUCCGGCGGGGGGGCGGCUGUCGCCGGGUCGCGGCGGCCGCAGGAUGCGGCGGUGGCCGGUGCUGCUCUUCCUGGCCUGGGUCUGCUUGCUGUUCUUCGCUGGGAUCGCGCUCUUCAUGAGCGGCUUCCUGCUCACCCGGAUUGAGCUUCCCAGCAGCAGCUCCUGCUCAGACCCGCUGGUGCCGCCACUCUGGGAGAGGCAGAGCCUCCCGCCGGGCUCUUGUUGGGCACCCCAGCGCUUUUCCAAGGCCGUGCUUGUCAUCAUCGAUGCCCUCCGUUUCGAGUUCGCCCACUUUAACCCAGCCAAGGCCAGCCCGCUGCCCUAUGAGAACAAGCUGAGUUUCUUGCACCACCUCACAACCUCCCAGCCUCGCCAUGCUCGCCUCUACCGCUUCCGAGCCGACCCCCCAACUGCCACCAUGCAGCGCAUCAAGGGCCUCACUACCGGCUCGCUGCCCACCUUCAUCGACGUGGGCAGCAACUUUGCCACCUACGCGAUCCAGGAGGACAACCUGCUGGCACAGCUGGUGCAGAACGGAAGGAGAGUGAUCUUCAUGGGCGAUGACACUUGGGAAGGACUCUUCCCCAAGAAGUUUUUCCGCUCGUAUUUCUUCCCUUCUUUUAAUGUGAAGGAUCUUCACACCGUGGACAAUGGGAUCCUGCAGCAUCUCUAUCCAACUGUGGACAGUGGUGAAUGGGACGUGCUGAUUGCUCACUUCCUUGGCGUGGACCACUGUGGGCACAAACACGGACCUGACCAUCCUGAAAUGGCUAAGAAGCUCACACAGAUGAACGAGAUGCUCAGGUCCUUGGUGGAUCACCUGAGGAAUGACACCCUUCUUCUGGUGGCUGGGGACCACGGCAUGACAGAGACUGGAGACCAUGGUGGCGACAGUGAGAAGGAAGUGAAUGCAGCUUUGUUUGUGUACAGCAAAACACCCCUGUUUGGCAGUGGCCCUCCAGAGGAGCCUGAGGCCGUUCCCCAGGUGAACCUGGUGCCCACUGUGGCCUUGCUGCUGGGUGUGCCCAUCCCCUACAGUAACAUUGGGGAAGUGAUGGCUGAGCUGUUCUCUGGGGACGGUGACACUCUGUCUGCAGCCCUACAGCAGCUCUCGGUCUACCACAUCAAUGCCAAGCAGGUGGACCGCUUCCUGCGCUCAUACUCACUGGUGGCUCAGGACCUGCCGGCAGAGCAGCUCCAGCGUCUGCAGGAGCUCUUCUCCAGUGCUGUGGAGGAGCAUACUCAGCUCCUCAUCCAGGUGCAGGGGACGAUGCCGGUGCCUCCAGAGCUGGAGUCCAGGCUGAGGAACCUCAUCGGUCGCUUCCAACUCUACCUGCGGGAGGCACGGGCUGUGUGCACCCAGUCCUGGGCCCGCUUCCAGCCCCUGCGGAUGGUGGGGGGCUGCACCCUCAUCGCUGCUUCGUGCUUGCUCUGCUACGUGGCCUCAGAGCUGGCUGCGGUGUCGGACUCUUUCUAUCGCAGCUGCCUCCUGUACCCACUGCUUUGGGGCCUGGUGGGGGUUUUUCUGCUUGGGCUGGCCCAUGUGUUUACCCAGGAGGGGCUGGAUCUGCUCCUGGUGUCAUCAUGGGCAGCCGCAGCUUCUCAGCUGGGAUUUUUCUGGCACUGGUGGGGCCGGUAUCCCAAGCGUGCCCGUUUGGCAGGCGGUCAGCCACCCUUGGCCAGCGUUGGCCUGAGGCAGAGGCUGCGAGCGUGGCUGGGGAUGGCCUUCCCCAUGGGCAUUCUGCUCUUCCGCUGCGGAGCAAUGUUCUCUGAUAGCUUUGUGGUGGCCGAGGCACGGGUGGCCCCAUUCUUGCUGGCCUCACUGGUGAUGUUACUGGUGGGGAAGCUCCAUUGGGAUGGCCGCCUGACUGUGCCAGAAGGCCCCAAGCAGCAGCUCCUUGGCUUUUCUUCUUACCGGCGAGAGAUCUGGUACCUGCUGUGCCUUGUGGCGGUGCUCCUGGUCUGCAUGCGCCUCUCUGGUUUCUUCCACCAGUGCCGUGAAGAAAUCCAGCAGUGCCGGCCCUCUCUUUUCCUCUCCCCCCUUGCCAGCCUGAGAAACACACGGGCCAAGAACCUCUUCUACCUCCUGUGCGUGGCCUUGCUGGCUGGGUUGGUCUAUGCAGUGCGGAGCUGGCUACGACACUAUGGCAACCUGAACAGCUCAGACCCUCUCGUGCUCUUUGUGCGCUGGGGGUUCCCACUGGUGGUCCUGUGCAUCGCCUGCUACUGGGCUGUUGCCUCCAGCGCUGAUGACUCUCUGGGCAAGCUGCAGGAGCUGGUGCAGGUGGCAGUUGUUGCCUUUCCGUGGGCUGUCUAUGGACUGGCGUCUGUGGGGCUGCUGCUCCUGCUGUGCAAUCCCAUGACAGUGUUCGCCAAGGACACACGGGAGUCGGCGGGAUCCAUCGUCACUCCCUACCUGGGUGUUCCCAGCUCUGAAGUCGACUUCCUCCACGUCAUCCCUCAGAUCUACAAGAGGAUGCAGGAGUCUCAGAAGAGCCGCCUGGAGGGGGCCAGCACUAAAGCCACUGUCGCAGCCUACGGGCUGGGCAGCGUGUACUCCGCAGCCCUGGUCAUAGCACUCACUCUGCUGGGCUUCCUGCUGAUGCUUCUGCACAGCGAGCGGCUGAGUCUCGCCUUCCUUCUCCUCUUCCUGGAGGCCUUCGUGCUGCUGCACUUCCACACACGUGCCAGAGGCCUUGCUGGAGAUGCUGAGCCUUUUUCAGUGCCCUGGUAUGCAGUCAUCUCCUGGCUCCUUGCUGCUUCCCAGUUCUUCUAUUCCACAGGCCACCAGCCUGUCUUCCCGGCCAUCCACUGGAAUGCGGCCUUUGUGGGCUUCCACCUUGACCACAGCACAAACCUCCUGCCCGCUGUCCUCGUGGGCGCCAACACCUUUGCCUCCCAUAUCCUCUUUGCAGUUGGCUGCCCUCUGCUCCUGCUUUGGCCCUUUGUGUGUGAGAUGCCCGGCUCACAGAGGAAGAAGCCCAAGAAGGAGCCCCGGGAAGAGCUGCAGGAGCUGGAGGAGCACAUGAUGGAGAUGAGGCUGCGGGAGUCCCCGGAGAAGUUCUCCACUGCACUGCUGCAGCUGGGGCUGAAGUACCUCUUUGUCCUUGGGACACAGCUUCUGGCCUGUGUUUGUGCAGCUAUGAUCCUCAGGAGGCACCUCAUGGUCUGGAAGGUCUUUGCCCCAAAGUUCCUCUUUGAGUCUCUGGGCUUCGUGGUGAGCAGCGUCUGUCUCCUGCUGGGGAUCUCCCUGGUGAUGCGUGUGGACUGUGCCGUCAGCACCUGGUUCAGCCACCUUCAGCUCAGGUAGUGCCGGUGCUGUGGGGAACCUGACCUGCUCGUCGGACAAGGCUGUGGUUGUCUCCCUGCCUCCCUGGAGCUGGGAGGGACACAUGAGCCACCAGCAACGAGUGCCUGCCGGCAGCAGUCAGGGGUCAUCCCCAGCUCCCUGCCUCAGCGCUGCACAGAAGGACCAGAGCCAACUGUUCCCCGCUCCUUGCAGUGCUGUUUCUCAGAAGGGGAGAUCAGAGCUCUCGCUGGGCAUUUGUUGGCAGCAGGAGGACUCUGCUGCAGCAGACCAAGAAGCAAGAGUCCUGAAGUGUUCCUAUGGAGAAAUACCAACUGGGGAUGUCCCUGCUGCUCUCCUGACAACUGUCCCCACUGUGCAGCCGGUCAGCUUUGGUGGCCAGCAGGGUGUCACCUUGCCUGUGCAGAGACAGUGACUUGUGGUCAGGGGCCUGCUGAGGAGGAAAAGGAAGGGAGAGAUGAGAAGGAAGGCCCUGCAGCCACCGCUGCUCUUCACGUGCUCAGUUUUCAUGCUGGAAUCAAAAGUGCACAUGAUUACUCAUGCAGAUGGUUCCCAGGGUCUCAGUGGCAGCUGCUCCUCUGUAAAGCCAGUUGGUUGCUCUGUAGCAAGGCCCCUCCUGCCCUACACUCACUCCCCUUUUCCUGGUCUUCCUCAGCCCUGUGAAGGACCCCCCUGCGAAGGAGAGGAGGCUGGGCAGCCUCAUUGAGCCUGAAGCAGGCUUAGCUUGUUGGAGUGGUAGCAGGGAGAACUGUGUCCAUGACCAAGAACUCUCCACUUGCAGUCUCCGCCUGUCGCUGUCCUCCUGCCUGUAGCAGCCAGGGCUCCCGAUCUCUUCCUAAGUACCUGCACCCAGAUGCUGGCUGUUGAUGGUGAACAGUUAAGUUGGUGUAGUGAUAGAACAUUGGCUCAUCCCUGUAUGGAGGAGAGGGGCAUUAUGGCGUAGCCGUCCCACUGCGAGAGUGUCCGUGGUCAGAGCUCCAGCACCGGGGAACAGCUGCCCAGAAGCCCUGAGCUUAGUUCUUCUGGGAGGUGGCUUCACUCACUGGUGUCUGUGUGUGUGCUAGGGGUUAUGUCACCUUGAAGGGUCCCCAGGCACUGCAGCUGUUGGCGCCUGUGAUCUCAUAUUUGGUGCUUAUCUCCCUCUCGACCUUGGUGUUCUGCAUGGGCCUUCGUGGCACAAGUGGGUUACCCCAAACCUGCCCUUGACUGCUUGCAGUCAGGAAACAUCGUAUUUCUUUCUUUAUGGGCAGAGGACAGUGACCACGGUGCCUGGCCACAUCCCGGCUAAAUUCCCCAUGCGGUUCCGAUGGGAGCGGGGAUUCCGUACUGCCCUGAACCACUGUGUGGCAUUACUUGGUGCUAUGAAACCUUCUGUCUCUUUCCACUUCAGAAGGAGCUGAGGACUGCUUGCCUGAGAUUCCUGCGGUGAUUUUUGCUCUGGUCCCGUUUGUUUUUUAACUCAUGCACCAUGACUGCUCCUGUUUGAGUUCUUCACUGCAGGUGGCUAGCAUAACUGCAGACUCUUGUCUUCUCUGCCUUGGAGAGUCCUGGGGAAAGUGUCUCGUCACCUCUCCCAUCAUUUCAGUUCUUGCCAUUAUGCCCAACUGCUCAGUCGCUGUGGAAAAUAGUGCUUGAGGACAGGUUUAGCUUUGUAUUUUACCCCUGCAAAAUGCUCGCUCAGAUGGUAAGCUGCAGUUCCAGGGAGGCUUAAACUGCUCUGAUUUUUGGGUUUCCAUUGCCUGUCCUCCUUCAGACCUGCUGGCUGUGCUCUGCCACCUCAGCCUCGCAUCUCACCUGCCCUGUGGACCUCUCUGCUCAAUUUCGCCUGACACAGCCAGGAACUGGUUUGUAGCUGGUGUGGCUCUCCAGGCUGCCUUGCUGCCUGGGUGCACACACCAGUUCCUAAUGCCAGGCAAGAGGUAGCAGUGCGCGGUGGGGGAAGCUGGGGGAAGCUGGAGGGGGCAGGAAUGCAUCAACCCACAAUUAGAUGGGCUUAAGCAGUCCCACCAUUAAAAAUAGGUUGUUUGAUGUAUACUGUGACUCCUUGGUGGCCAGAUAGUUUAAGGGAGCCGUACUGAUGGGUGAGGGGUGCAUCAGCGUGGAGAGGAGGAAGGGGAUGGAGGUAGCAGCGACCCACUGAAUUUUAAGGUGAGGUUAGUCUAAAUAACAUAUGUUGCUAAACUGUGAGGCUGAAGCCCAGAUAGGCCCUGUUGUAACCUUGUAACCUGGUCAGGAGCUUGCUGCCUGUCUUUAUUUGUGCUUGCAGAAAUCCUUAUGUUUGCUCAUGCUGUAGUACUGGCCUGUGACAUCUCUGCAGCUGCCACCCAGGCCCCUGGGCUUCCUUCUCUCCCAUCUCUGGGACUAGUUCCUCUUUCAGUGGCCACCUUCACGCUGCGAGCCUUCCUGUACCCCUUGUUCGUGGUUAGAGACUCGGACAGCGUGUGGGCUUCCUCUCCUCAUCCUUCCAUCUCGCCCCUCUGUCCUCCUGCGGGGGCUGUAGGCUCAUGACCCCAGGAGGCUGCAGCGCCACGGAAACACGCACAAGUCACUGGAGAUAAACAAAACUGCGGUAACAAAGCUGCAAAUGCGUUCUUGUCACUGCGGAGAUGCCAAGGAGUGCUAGCUGCUUGGCCAAGGCAGACUGGCUACUACACCAAAGAAUUCACAUUCAAGAAGACGAGUUUUCCAAGGGCUGGAGAUACUCUUGCUUUCUUUCAUUGUCUUUUUGAGUCUUUGCCAACCCUCCCCAGCUGCCCUCAAGCUGUUUUUUUUUGUUGUUUUUUGGCUGAUGUUCUCCUGAGUGUGCUGGGGAUAAGAGAGUUGGUGACAUUGAAAGCAGGACAUGCCGCUGCUCCUAGAGCAGAUGUGGCUGUGUGUGCUGAUUUAAAACCUCAAGGAGCAUCCAGAGGAAGGCGCCUGCUGGUCCAAACCAGGGCUCUUUGGGAAUCCUGGCCUGCUGGGGAGCAGGCCCUGCCCUACGUCUCUGCUGAGGUUGUCACUGGAGCCUGCUGGGUCUCUCCUGGAGCAGUUAUUCCAACUGGUUUGUUUCACAGUAUCACACAGUAUCACAGUAUGUUUGGGAUUGGAAGGGACCUCAGAAGAUCAUCUAGUCCAAUCCCCCUGCCGGAGCAGGAACGCCUAGGUGAGGUCACACAGGAACAUGUCCAGGCGGGUUUUGAAUGUCUCCAGAGAAGGAGACUUGUUUCUGGUCCCUGUGUCCCAUGGCUGAGGGUGACAGGGGAUGUGUCAUCCUCAGCAUGCUCUGCAGUGCAGUUUCAUCCCGCGCUUCUCAAAGCUGCCGCGGAAUUCUGUUUGGAGCGUCUCCCUGCGCUGGUCCAUGGGGCUGGCGCUGCCGUGGGGAGCCUGGGGCUCCAUGUAUCACUGUUCUCAUGCCCGUUUCUCUGUCCCAUCCCUCCCUGUUCUUCCCUCAGCACUUGAGGCACGGUCAUGUUCUCGGUGUCUCCCCUUCCCUGGGGAAGCAGCGGUGCCCUUUGCCCAACCUCUGAUUCCACUCAUCACGUGCUUGGAGUGGGAUUGUUGUUUUGUUUUGGUUUUGUUAUUAACCUCUCUGUGCCUCAGUACCCCAUUUGGGAUAAAAAAAAACAAGGGGAUGAACCCAGUUCUAGAAAGCGAUUUGCGACCUCUGCAUGCAGCGUGGUGCUAUGCUUUCCUGGGUAUCUACAUAUCUGGCCGUCACUGCUUUUGUUCCCACUCAGCAGCUGCACUGGGAAAGUGGAAGUGAUGCUUGAGUCUCUGCUAGGCAGUAGAGCCUUUUUUCCUUCAAAAAAAACCCCAAACAGGCAAGUUGGCAGCUUUCGUUCUCCUGACGGUGUUGCCUCUGAACUACCGCGGUCCCUGGGGUUGGUGCCCAACCUCGCUGCUCUGUGCCUGGCACAGGGGAGGCAGCCAGGGAGGGUUGGCUUCGUUAUUAAAUGACUCAUUGAUUAAUUAAUUGGUGGUGGGCGAGAUUUGCAGUCCCAGGGUGGCUGUGGGUCUCUGGGCGGCUGUGAAGCGGAUGCCUGAAUAAACCCGUGAGACCCAA